Molecule: messenger RNA, 2199 nt
Organism: Pangasianodon hypophthalmus (striped catfish)
Lineage: Eukaryota; Metazoa; Chordata; Actinopteri; Siluriformes; Pangasiidae
Exons: 12
Coding region: 178-1530 (450 amino acids)
Molecular function (GO): GTPase activity; GTP binding
Source: RefSeq, a predicted model, not a curated record
GACGACUUUGCGAGCGUCGGUUGACGUGGCUGGCGUUGUUGAGGAUACCGGGCCGGUUUAAACUCAGUUCAGCCGUUGGGUGCGCGUCCUCCUCCGGUUAGCUGGUUAAGAAGCGGGUUCUUGUACGUCUUCCUUCUUGAGGCUCCGCCGUCUGGCUCUGUGUAGCUGCGUCAGGAAAUGUCGGGGAAAAUGAAGAGCAGGAACGCGGCGAACGCGGACUCGGUGCCGGGCAGUGUGUCCUGCGAUGAGCGCAUCCUGAAGGACUGCCAUCAGAUGUACAUUGAUACAGAAAGCGGAUUAAUAGCAAUAGCUCAGUCUGUUGGCGUGACUUUGCUGCCUCCCAGGAAGAAGAUCACCGUGAUGCUGAUGGGAAACCACUCAGCUGGAAAAAGCUCCUUCAUUAACUGGUACAUAGAGGAGCACAUCCAAAGGACAGGAGUCGCGAUUGAGACGCAGGGCUUCACAUUUGUUACUAGCGGGCGUAAAAGGGAGUCGCUCACGGGUAAUGCAACUCUCCACCUGUAUCCUCACUUUAAACCACUUCAGGAGUUUAAAGGUGUAUCUGAAUACGUUGGCACUGAGAUCUGCACUUCUCGGCAGAAGCGUUUCAGUUUGGUGACUUUUGUGGACACUCCUGGACUGGUGGACGGAGAUAUGAAGUACCCCUUUGAUGUGGACCAGGCCAUCCUUUGGCUAGGUGAUGUGUCUGAUUUGAUCCUGGUCUUCUUCGACCCAAUGGGACAGGCUCUGUGCAAACGCACACUCAACAUCGUGGAGCAGCUGAACGAAAGGCAGGGAGAUCGACUCCGCUUUUACCUCAGCAAAGCUGACGAGGCUGGAGGAGAGUCAGACAGACAGAGAGUGAUGAUGCAGAUUGUGCAAGAGUUGUGUAAACGUCCAGGACUCAACAAGUGUGGCUUUGACAUGCCUACCAUCUAUAUCCCCAAUCCCAACAAGCCCAGUCGAUGUGUCAAUCAGAUUGAGGAGGUGUGUCGCACCAUAGAGAAGACCAUAAACCAGACAGUGCAGAACACACUCAACACACUGGAGAAGGACUGCGAGCUCAUCUGCAAGGCUAUUACUGAUACGCUCAACAACGACCGGCAGUGCAGUAUGGAGAACAGGCGUGCCCGGUGUAAGAGCUGUGUUUUGAGCCUGCUGGGCUUCAGCGUGCCCUUACUGCUGCUCCUCGCUCUGGUGCUUGGCAGUCUGUCCAGAGAAGUGCUGGAGCUAGCACUGGGUGCUGAGGGCACUGAGACACUCUCGCUCUAUCUGGCUCCAGUAGUGAAGGCGUCUGAAUCUCUGUCUGUGGAAACACAGCUGUAUGUUUGUGGUGGCCUUGUACUGCUCUCCUUCAUCCUCCUUAUCCUCGCUCGCUUCUCUUCCUGCACAAGGCCAACUCUGUCCGGAAAACAAAAGAGGCAGUUGCAGGAAAAACUGGAGUAUGUGCAGGAGGUGGUGAAAACUAAAAAGAAAAAGCUGUAUGAGGAGUAUCUCCGGCAGAGCGUUGGUGAUCAGGAUAUGGACUAAGGUUUUCGGUUGAAGAUCUACUGGAGUGAUGAAUGGAAAGAGCAGUGAACAAGUAAAGAAAUCAAUAAGGACAUCAGUAACCACUAAACAUUCCUGCACUGUAGAAGAACAAUGGUAACGUAGACUCGAGCUUUCCAGGAUCACCCUCCAGACGAUACACACCAGCAUCUUUCAACACUGUUGGGGGCAGAAGUGAAUUUAUCAACUAUUUAUCAAUGUUUUUCUUUCCUCAUAUUGCCAACGCAAUGUGCUGAAGGUUGCUGUUUUGGCACGCACUUAGAACAUGUCCCAGCCAAGGCAUGCACUGUUCAGUAUUUUUUAACAAUCUUAUUAACCUAUCAAAUUCUCUCCACUACAACCUUACAGCAUUGCAUCAUGUGUUUUGAACCGAAUGCCUCGCACUGCCUUUAUGUGCAUCAUGUUGUGCAUCAGUUGAGCUAUUUUGAAGUUCUCAUUCCAACAUGAAGCUUAAAAAUGUGUACCUCACUGUAUCACUGUCUAAUUUUAACACAACAAAAAGAAGUGAUCAUUUAUUGUUUACAGUACAACAUCCAAAUGAAUCAUUUUACUAAACAAGAAUAAACAGUGUUUGUAUGCCUUUGUCAUUUUUACUGGUUUCUUAUUGUACCUCUGAUAAUAAAGUAAAAUAAAAUAUACAAUCUGAUCAAA